AUGUGGUACACCGGCGUGGCCAUCGCUUCAGUUUACGGUGUAAUUAGUGUGUUGGGUCUAAUCGGCAACAUCACGCUCAUCAAGACGUUUUGCUCUGCCAAAUCCAUCCGCAAUGUGCCGAAUCUCUUCAUGUCGAGUCUUGCGCUCGGGGAUGUUUUACUGUUGGUGACCUGCGCGCCGGUGGAUGCCAGCCGCUACCUGUCAGAGGAGUGGCUGUUCGGCAGAGCAGGCUGUAAAGUCAUCCCCUUCAUUCAGCUCACCUCGGUUGGGGUGUCUGUGUUCACUCUGACAGCCCUUUCUGCUGACAGGUACAGAGCCAUUGUGAAACCCUUGGACAUCCAAACAUCAAGCACCACUACCAGCAUUGUCCUGAGGGCGGCGCUCAUCUGGCUCUUCUCACUGAUCCUUGCUAUCCCCGAGGCCAUCUUCUCUGACCUCCACACCUUCAACAUCACUUCCACUAAUGAGAGCUUCGUCACCUGUGCACCUUAUCCCCAUGCAGGGGAACUUCACCCAAAGAUACACUCCAUGGCCUCCUUCCUCAUUUUCUAUGUCAUUCCCCUGCUGGUCAUCUCUGUGUACUACACCUUCAUCGCUCGGAGCUUGAUGAGGAGUGCCUCAAAUCUGCCGGUGGAGGGGAACACGCACGCAAGACGACAGGUUGAAUCAAGAAAGCGCUUGGCCAAGACAGUGCUGGUGUUUGUUGGUCUCUUUGCAGUGUGCUGGCUUCCCAGUCAUGUCAUCUACUUGUACCGUUCCUAUCACUACUCCCAGGUGGACACCUCACUGGUUCACUUUGUGUGCAGCGUUGUAGCUCGUAUCCUUGCCUUCACCAACUCCUGCCUCAACCCCUUUGCCCUUUAUCUGCUGAGCAAGACUUUCAAGAAGCAGUUUAACCAGCAGCUGUGUUGCUGCUGUCGUAUGAUCCUCAAACGCUCCUCACAGAGCCCGACACAUUACAACACACGUGUCACCUCUGUCCGCAGCACACAUUACUCUGUGGCGAGUCUGACCAUGAUCAAUGGCAGACAUAUCUAUCAGGAGGAUUGUGUGUAA
Messenger RNA from Toxotes jaculatrix (banded archerfish), 1056 nucleotides. Its product is annotated as gastrin-releasing peptide receptor-like. Gene Ontology annotation, biological process: G protein-coupled receptor signaling pathway. The transcript is spliced from 4 exons. The coding region runs from base 1 to 1056 and encodes 351 amino acids. The record is from RefSeq and is a predicted model, not a curated record. Lineage: Eukaryota; Metazoa; Chordata; Actinopteri; Toxotidae. Gene Ontology annotation, molecular function: G protein-coupled peptide receptor activity. Gene Ontology annotation, cellular component: membrane.